Molecule: messenger RNA, 879 nt
Organism: Diachasmimorpha longicaudata
Lineage: Eukaryota; Metazoa; Arthropoda; Insecta; Hymenoptera; Braconidae
Exons: 4
Coding region: 1-633 (210 amino acids)
Source: RefSeq, a predicted model, not a curated record
AUGGUAAACCCAGUGGUGCAUUUAAACGCAAACAAUGCCAAGAAAGAGAAGAGAGUAAAUCAAAAUUGCCGAAAAUGGACAAGUUUUUCAGUUAGCCUCCUGCAAGAGAUUGGAAGCAUUUAUCAGAAUGAAUUAAACAACACACCGUUUGUUCGAGUGGCCACUCGGAAGCAUGUGCUGUGUAUGAAAAAAAUGAUAAACGUUAUUCGAUAUCAUACCCUAGCAAAGAGUUUUUUGGCUUUGAGAGGACGUCAACAAGACUUAAGUCAGGACAGAUACCACGGAAAUUUUCUCCCCUUCGUAGAACUUGUCGCCCGAUAUGAUCACAUUUUGCAACAAGCUUUGGAUAUGCCCAAAGAACAAAUUAGAGCGUCACCGUUUUUGGUUAUCAUAAUGGAUACGCCACAGGACAUAUCGAAGGCAGAUCAGCUAAGCAUUGUUGUGAGAUAUACAGCAAUAACCAGAUCGGAAAAUGGACAGCUAAUGGAUCCAGAAGUGAAAGACGGGGGUCUAAACUUUCAUGUAGCCAUAAAACAUGACGCAGGAGAUUUAGCCAACUACGUGACAACAUUAUUUAUCGACAAAAAUAUUGAUUUAAAAAAUGUAUCGGGCAAGGCUAUGAUGGGCCAGUGAGACAACUGGUGUGUAUAAUGGUGUACAAAAACAUAUUAAGAAUAUCCAGCCUGACGCAGACUUCGUACAUCGUGCCACUCAUAAUUUAAAUUUGCCGAUAAAUGAUGCCGUUAGCAGUUUUGUGGAAAUGCCGAUUUUUUUUGCAACGUUGUAAGAUUUAAAUAACUAUUUCGGAAACAGCAUCAAAUGUUGAAAUGUAUUGUCAAAACUCACUGGCGAAUCGGACACUACUCUAAAAAAACUAAA